UUUCAUGUCUGAAAGACGAGGUGGGAGUGGGAGGGGUAGAAGAGGUGAGAAUCUGUGAGGGAAUAGAGCUCGAACCCAGAGAGAAAUAGAGAUGUUUCGUAGGUAGAAAGCAGCAAGGUCUAGGUUUACUGUUUUCUGUUACAACAUUAAAUUCAUCGAAUCCCUUUCCAGCUUUGAGUUUUUAUAUCUUGAAUUCAAGGGGAAGCGUGAAAGGGGUGGUGUGUAAGAAUUAAGAUCUGCUGUUCAAGUUAAAUAAGAGAAGCAAGACCAGAGAGAGAGAGAGAGAGAGAGAGCAAACAAAAAUGGAUGUGGGUCAGUUGCAGAGAAGGUUGGUUGACUACACAGCGUCCUUAUUUCGUGAGGGAUUUCUUGAUGAUCAAUUCACCCAGCUUCAGCAACUGCAAGACGAGAGCAACCCUGAUUUCGUUUUUGAAGUCGUCUCUCUCUUCUUUGACGAUUCUGAGAAGCUUCUCAAUGAUUUGACCAUAGCUCUAGAACAGCCGGGUGUAGAUCUCAAGAGGGUCGAUGCCCAUGUUCACCAGUUGAAGGGUAGCAGCUCUAGCAUAGGUGCACAGAGAGUCAAAAAUGUGUGCAUUGCCUUUCGAAACUUUUGUGAGGAACAGAAUAUUGAAGGGUGUGUGAGAUGCCUGCAACAAGUGAAACAUGAAUAUGCUCUUGUGAAGAACAAGCUUGAAACUCUAUUCAGGCUUGAGCAACAGGUCUUGGCAGCUGGUGGGUCAGUUACGAUGAUGGAAUGAGUAAUGGCAACCGGCAAGGCCAAUGGAUGGUGGAUGGUAGUGAGAAGCUUUGUACGUUUUUUUUGUUUUUUUGGUAGUUGGAGAAUGCAAGCUACUUCAUCAGUUACUGAAGUUCUCCUUUUUAGCUGUUUUAAGCUGUUGGUUGUAUGGGUUGGGAUUGCUAAGCAUGAGUCGUGUGACUCAUGAACAAGGAGAGAAUAUGAAUAAGACAUUCUGUCUCUUUUGCCAUCAGAAUUCAGGCUCACGGCCGACUACUCUCAUCAUUUCCAAGCUAAAAUCUUUACUGAAUUUUCUGUUGCUCAAAAUGGUCUACUUAGUUGAUCUGCCCUGAUUCACACUGUGUCAUCGGUUAUGGAUGGAACUUGGGGGCAUAAUCAAGCAUUCUGGGUUCAAUUUCCAGCUUACCAAAAAGCAAACAAACAAUUAGCAAGGGAUGAAGAACAAAAUCUAAGGUCCUUGUCUGGUGGAUGUAGAUGUGAUAGAUUUUAAGUGACUGGUCGGUUGGCAAUUGGUCCAUUUUCCAAGCAUGUUAUCUUCUGUCUUAGCUCAUUGAAAGGUUAUAGGUUCAGAGUCCAAUCAAUUCACGGAACCAAAUUUGUCAUUUAUAUGUGUAUAUUCAUUCAGAGAUGUGAUUAAUGAUUC
This is a messenger RNA of Nelumbo nucifera (sacred lotus), 1400 nucleotides long. Its product is annotated as histidine-containing phosphotransfer protein 1-like. Gene Ontology annotation, cellular component: nucleus; cytoplasm. The record is from RefSeq and is a predicted model, not a curated record. Gene Ontology annotation, molecular function: protein histidine kinase binding; histidine phosphotransfer kinase activity. Lineage: Eukaryota; Viridiplantae; Streptophyta; Magnoliopsida; Proteales; Nelumbonaceae. Gene Ontology annotation, biological process: cytokinin-activated signaling pathway; phosphorelay signal transduction system; phosphorylation.